Messenger RNA from Musca domestica (house fly), 3649 nucleotides. Its product is annotated as WD repeat-containing protein 36. NCBI's taxonomy places the organism in Eukaryota, Metazoa, Arthropoda, Insecta, Diptera, Muscidae. The coding region runs from base 168 to 2945 and encodes 925 amino acids. The transcript is spliced from 5 exons. Gene Ontology annotation, molecular function: protein binding. The record is from RefSeq and is a predicted model, not a curated record. Gene Ontology annotation, biological process: rRNA processing. Gene Ontology annotation, cellular component: small-subunit processome; Pwp2p-containing subcomplex of 90S preribosome.
ACAAUCAAAACAGAGAGAGCAUCCACACGACUUCAUUUGACAUUUGGUCAUUGGUUGUCUACAUGAGAAAAACAUUGGAAAUUCUGGAGUUGGUCCGCGUGUUUUGAAACUAGAUUGAAAAUAAAUUAAAAUUUUUAAGAGGUGUUCACAGAAAUUCCACAGCUACAAUGACAAAUCUAAAUGGAGGAGAUGUGGCAAAAGACCUAAAGGGAAAACAGCGCGACAGCAGUGUUAUCUUCCGUCGAAAUCGUGCUCUGGGUUAUGUUAGCAAUCACAUCCCAGCCGUGGUACGCUAUAUCCAACGACGCAAAGAUAAUCUUAUCACAACAUGCAUUGGUAGAUCGUUCCAAGUGUACACGGCAAGUCAUUUUCGCCUGCUUCAUGUGGGCGGGCAGCAUCCUGAUGAAAUCACAGCAAUGGCUACCGACCGUUGGCACAUCUAUACCGCAAGUAAUAAGUGCAUAUACGCCUGGCGAGCUGGCAAACAUGUGCGACACAUUUAUAGGGGCCAUAGCAAAAACGUCCAUUUGUUGCUGCCAUUUAAUCGACAUCUGAUUGCCGUGGAUGAGGCCAAUGUAUUAAAAGUUUGGGAUAUCAGAGAUGAAGAGGUGUAUCUGGAAAUACCUUUUAAGUCGGAAGAAUUUCUAGUGACAGCGGUGGCCCAUCCUCCAACCUAUUUAAACAAAAUUGUGCUGGGUUCCAAACAAGGUCAAAUACAGAUAUGGAAUAUUAAAGACAAUCGUUUGAUUUACACCUUUAAUGGUCAUCCUAGCAGAGUAACCUGCAUUGAACCAGCUCCGGCCAUUGAUGUGGUGGCAGUGGGCCAUCAGGAUGGUACAACAAUAGUGCUUAAUUUGAAAUAUGAUGAAAUACUAAUGGAAUUCAAGCAGGAUUGGGGUGCUGUAACGAAAAUAACAUUUCGAACGGAUGGUCCGCCAAUAAUGGCCACAGCCAGCACCAAUGGUUAUAUAGCAUUUUGGAACUUAGAGGAAAAGAAAAUUGCCAGCCAAUUGCAGGCUCACGAAGACUCUGUUACUACCACAAUAUGUCUACCCAAUGAACCUUUAGUUCUUACAACUUCACCAGAUAAUUCCAUGAAACUGUGGAUAUUUGAUAUGACCGAUGGUGGAGCAAGAAUGCUGCGCAUUCGUGAGGGUCACACAGCUCCACCAUUGUGUAUACGCUAUCACGGUAUGAAUGGACAAACGAUUCUAUCUUCUGGCGAAGACAGUUCACUGAGGUCAUUUAGUACCAUAUCUGAGACGCUCAAUAAGAGUUUCGGUAAAGCCAGUUAUAACCGGAAGGCAUCCAAAAAGAAGAAUCGAUUUGAAGAGGAUAGCCAUCGCAUGCCUCCCAUUUUGGAAUUUACCACAGAAUUAACACGCGAAAAAGAGUGGGACAACAUUGCCGCUAUUCACAGCGGCACCAUACAGACAACAACCUGGUCUUUCCAUAAGAAUCGUAUGGGCGAGCAUCGUUUGAUACCCCCUCAGUUUACUAACAAAAGUCGUAAAGAUUUCAAAACGGAGACCACCUGUGUUACAUUGACGCACUGCGGCAACUUUGUUAUUAUAGGUUAUUCGAAUGGCGAAGUCGAAAGAUUCAAUAUACAGUCUGGAAUUCAUAGAGCCAGUUAUGGUAAGCCGGCCCAUUCAGCAGCCAUAAGAGGAAUAGCAUGCGAUAAUCUUAGUCAAGUGGUGGUAACUGGAUGCAGUGCAGGUCUAUUAAAAUUCUGGCAUUUCAAAGAUAAAGUGGAAAAGCCCUUCGCCAUCAAAAAGUUAUCAGAGGGCAUUGUCUUGAUGCGUUGUCAUCGUGAAAGUGCCAUGGUAGCCAUUGCAUUGGAAAAUUUUGUUCUCGUGGUCUUUGAUAUGGAUACCAAAGUGGUUAUUCGUAAAUUCGAGGGACAUUCGGCAAAGAUCAAUGACAUUGCCUUCAGUCCUGAUAGCCGUUGGCUUAUUUCUGCUUCAAUGGAUGCCACCAUUAAAGUUUGGGAUAUACCUUCAUCAUAUAUGAUUGAUCAUUUUCGAGUGGAAAGACCUUGUGUAUCACUCACGAUGUCACCGACAGGAGAUUUUCUAGCCACAUCCCAUGUAAAUAAUUUGGGCAUUUAUUUGUGGGCCAACAAAAUGCUUUUCAAUCAAAUUUCGUUGCGUUCAAUCAAUCCUAAUUCAGUGGCACCGUACGUUGGCCUACCAACAAACAUGGCCGAUCAGUUGAGUCUCGAAGAAGCUGUUGAUGAACUAUCAAUGGAUGUAGACGACGGCGAGGAAGAUGAAGAGGGCUUGGGAGAUGAGGUCAAUUUAAAUUAUGAAACGCCAGAACAGUUAUCAAAGGAACUAAUUACCAUGUCCGGCGUGGCAGUGUCCAGAUGGCAGAAUCUAUUGGAUUUGGAAAUUAUUAAGAAACGAAAUAAGCCAAAAGCUCCACCCAAAGCCCCCAAACAGGCACCAUUCUUUUUACCCACAGUAGCUGGCCUAGAAAUGAAAUUUGAUUUGUCCAAUGCCCAAACUGAUGAAGAUUCAGAAUCGAGAGUAUUUAAGACGACAAAUCUUAAUAAUCUUACAGCUUUUGGGAAACUUCUAGAGGAGACUGCCGCCAGCGAAGAUUAUGAAAAAUGUGUCACUUUUCUUAAACAGAUGGGUCCCUCUAUGGUGGAUUUCGAGGUGAAAUCAUUGCAUCCCAUUGGCGGAGGAACGGUCAAGGCUAUGAUUCAGUUCUUGAAAACCCUCAAAUAUAUGUUCGAAUCGAACAAUAACUUUGAAUUGGCCCAGUCAUACCUGAGUGUGUUUUUACGUUCACAUAGUACUGGUUUAAUAGAAUAUCCCAGUGUAAUAAGCGCACUGGAGGAUGUGUCCGCAGUACAGGAGACUUCAUGGCAAAAAAUUGAACAAAAUCUUAUGUACGGUAUGGGUGUAGUGGCGGCACUCAGAAAUUUUGUACAAUAAGUUUGGAGCUAUGUUUCUUUUUAAUAUCUACGUUUAACUACUUCUUAAAAAAUAAUAUAUUUCCAAUAAAUGCCGAUGUGAACUUUGUAAUUUACCAACAGAUGAACCUACAUUGUGAUUAUUUUUCAAUAAUACGUAUUGUAUAUGUGUUAUGAAUUACAUAAACACCCACUGAAAGGUUUUUCUUUCAAACAUUUUAAGUUGAAUUCAGCUGAGCUGCACUGCAUGAUGUAUAUAUAUUUACUAUAAUUAAUAUCUAUAAAUUUAGUAUUACAUUGUCAUGUGUGCAUUAUUGAUUUCCUAAAGGAGUUACAUACAUAAUUACAUAUUGUCUGUGUGUAUACACCAUUCGUUGUGUACAAUAAUCAAACAAAUGGUAAUAACAGACAAACAGGACAUGUGUAUAUGCGAAUGUGUUUUCCCACCACAUCAGUCAAUUGUUUGGGUACCCAUGGCAACAACCCAUCCGAAGCACAAAGCUGACCGAUUGACCACCACAUAAGGACAAAAUAUUAAAUCGAAAUAUUGUUAUAACAGUAUCUUUUGGUGGAUUGGUUCGAAAAUCUCUUCAGUUGCAAAACCUAUUAAAUUAUUUCAUAAAACAUUUUUAAAAGUUAUCUCAAAAAAGGAAUUAAAAAUUGAUUGUGGUUGCAACAAAAUGAAACAUCAACAAGUUGUUGUGGAUUAUUGGACGAUGUUGAAAA